AUCACCCGACGUCGCAACCGAAAUUUAACCAAAUAUCAACAUCUUAUGAUGUUGUGUGCCUGUUGUGUGCCUGCUGGGCAGGUUUUCACUCAGUCCUGUUACCCUAACACAUUCCCCCCUAUAAAAAACUGGGAAAAUUCCCCAAGCCACAUUUUCAACAUGAUAUUGCAACAUCUUGAUCUUCUGAAGGCAAUGAAAUUAUCAAAAGCAUGCGGUCUUAUUUUCUUUUCUGUAUAUUUGAUGAUAUUGUAACGGUGGCUGGGAGCGUCAUUAUAAAUAUACUGUCCUGUUACCUAAAUUAUUUCUUAGAUGUUACUUGCUUAUUUUAAAAAUACAAAUCUUUGGUGAAUCACUAUAAUUUUCUGAGUAUUCUCAUAAUAUUAGCAUGUACUCCAUGUGGCUAGAUUAUAUGUAUUUGCUAAUUUUAUCCUAAAAUCUCAAUCCUGUUACUUUCAGUCCUGUUACUCAUAUACUCAUUUAUCCUAUACUUAUAUAUAGUAACUGAGUAAAAGUAACAGGAGUGAGUAGUGUCAUCAGAUUUAUUAAUGUAAAUAUUAGGCUACAUCCAUAUUAAUCUAGACAAACCAUUUUUCUCAACGCUUUGGCCUUCUAUCCACACUGAGACAAUGCUUUUGCCCAGAGAAAACCUAUGGUUGUUCCUGCAUUUUUUGUUUAAUAUUACAUUCCUGCAAGUAUGACAGAAAAUGUAUGAUUUCUGUCCUGUGGCAAUUAUGUAUUAGACUCAGAUAUGGAAUGGCGUUUGAGUGUGAGCUGCGCUAUAAGAAAACAAUAUCCACAGAAAAACUGAAAAGAAAUUAUUUAAGUUAUUAUUUUUAAUUUCAUAUUUCUUUCAUUAUUUAUAUGUUAUCUUAUAACCUGUCCUCUACCCCUAAACACAGCCCUAACAAAAACCUCUGCAGAUCACUAGAUUUAAAUAGAAACAUGAUUUGGCCUUUUUUAGCAGCGAGGUCAGCUCACUAGUUGAUGUUCAACACUUUCACUAUAUCAGUGUGGGCAUUAAUACCUCAGAUAUGUAGUCAAACCUGUAUACUAAUAUAAUGGAUACUCCUUCCUGUUAACCAUUUCAUUCCUGUUACUAAUGAGUUUUUUUUCUUUAAAAAAUAAAGUUAAACCACUACUUUUUAAAUUAAGUUUGUUCCAUAAUUUAUCCCAUUGUUUAAUAAAUUGCAUCAUAGAAAAUUGAUAAGCUUGAGGUUUGAGUAGCCUUUAAAAUGAAAAAAAUGGUGUUGUAUACUUUAGAAAAAUACACUUGUAGAUAAAUAGUGAUUUUUUUUUUAAUGAUAAAAAUAAUGUUUUUUGACCAUGAAACGGACAAUUUCUUUAAAAUAUAAACACCUGCCUGAGGGGGAAGUGAAGGAAUUUGUUGACUUUUAAAAGACAUUACAGUGUUUGGGAACAGGACUGAGAACAAUGCAUCCAUCUUCCACUUAAAAAACGGGUAAAAAAUUAAAUAAAGUCACCUGAGACGGACCAAUAAAGAUUUUGAAUAGUUAAACGUGUAUUACUAGAUUUAGUCUUUUUUUUUUAAAAAGAGUUUUUUGAAGAGUUUUGGAAGCAAAUGGCACCCAUUCAGUGCAUGAUACGUGUAUGAAUUAAAUUAUGAAGAAUGACAGAUUAGAGAUGAAUUUUUCUCUGUUUUAUAUGCUUUCUGCAAGCAGUUUCAAAAUUGACUUUAGUAAAAAGUUGUGUGGACAUGUCCCACCCACAGUAACCUCAGAAUAAGCUUUUUGAUUUUUUUUGCAGGAAAAAAAAAAAGAUUCAGCAAUAAACGUAAUAGGGGUGGGCAGAGAACUUCGCAUAAAUGCGGCGGUACUUGCUCCACAUCUCAUGAGGAACCCGACAGUUGUGGAAAGACCAGAAGUACCAGAAUACAAGUAUGAAGUUCAACACAGCUUUGAGUGUUGCCGGAGCCAUACUUCUCAACAUAGCAGGUUCCCUCUGCCAGUUAGAUGUAUGUGGUCGAGCCCCCCUCAACAACAAGAUUGUUGGAGGGGGGGAUGCAAAUGCAGGGGCUUGGCCAUGGCAAGUCAGCAUUCAAUCACUCAGAAAUGGUCAUUUCUGUGGCGGGAGUCUAAUCAAUAAAGACUGGGUUUUGUCUGCAGCUCACUGCUUCCAAGAAAUCGAUGCAUCUAACGUUGUGAUGUAUUUCGGGCGUCAGCGUCAAUUGGGCUUAAACCCUAAUGAGACAUACAGGACAGCGAGUCGGAUCAUUAAUCAUCCAAAAUAUAACUACUUGUAUAGGUACGACAAUGACAUAGCACUGGUCCAGCUCUCCUCUUCUGUGACUUUCUCUGAUUAUAUUAGGCCAGUUUGUCUGGCGGCAGCCGGUAGUGUAUUUGGUGGAGGUACGGAGAGCUGGAUCACUGGAUGGGGACUUCGAAAGCCUGGAGGCACGCUUACUGAUAUACUGCAGGAGGUGCAGGUACCAAUUGUGAGCAACAACGACUGUUAUAAUGCUUUUGCAGCGGUCACAACAAUCACAAGCAAUAUGAUUUGUGCUGGAGUGUUAAAUGGGGGAGGUAAAAAUUCAUGUCAGGGAGACUCUGGAGGUCCAGUGGUCAGUAGGAACAGCUCCCUGUGGAUUCAGUCUGGCAUUGUGAGUUUUGGAUACGAUCCAUGUGAUAACCCUAAAUAUCCCAGUGUGUUUGCCAGAGUUUCUCAGUACCAGGAUUGGAUCACCUCUAACAUAGGCAGCAACCCACCUGGAUUUGUCAAAUACCACAACAGUGGAUUCAGAAGUUCGCUCAACCUCCUUUUAUUUUCAGUGUCUCUCACGUUCUCCGCCAUUCCUUUCACCUUCUAUCUCUCUUCCUAAAGAUUGUUUGAACAGUUAUUCUCAGGGUUCUUUGAUGAAGAGCACAGUUGUGUUGUACACGCUCUCGUGAAUAGGUGAAAAGGGCAGUUAUAUUGUUAUUUUUGUCAUUUAUUCUUUAUCUUUCUAAAAAUGUACUAUUCUUGAAAAUACUCUUCUUGACAUUAUAAGAGCAUGCACUAAUGAAGUUCAGCUUGCUUGUGCCCUCUGAGAUUCAGGAUGUUUGAUUGAUCAAUAUUGAUUUUUUUAUAACUAUACUGAUUAUUUGUAUGUUUAUAUGUUUAAUAACUGGUAUAACUGAUAUAGGGUCUGAAAGGGAAAAAUGUAAGCAACUUAGCUACCUCAGUAUGCUUCCUCAGAUUUGAUGGUGAACUUUUGAAAUCAGAAAUUUCCCUGAUGAAAGUUAUAACUGAAACUGAUGUAUGUGUGCUUGAUGCAUGAAAACAAACCUCAUUGUUCUCAUAUGCGUGCACAUUUGAGCUUCCAUUUAUAUUUAAUGUGCAUAAGACAAAAUAUAAAAAUGCAAAAAUUACUUUUUAAGUUGAAAUAAAAUUGUAAGGACUAAAAAGUACAGUUUUUUUUUUCUUCAGAAAUGUAUUGAAGUGAAAGUACAUUUACAUUUAGUUAUUUAGCAGACGAUUUUAUCCAAAGGAGGACAAUAGAAGCAAUCAAAACCAACCAAAGAGCAAUAAUAUGUAAGUGCUGUGACAAGUCUUGGUUAGCCUAACGCAGUAUACAUAGCACGUUUUUUUUUUUUAUAAUAAGUAGAUGGAAUAGAAAAAGAAUAGGGAAUGCUAGUGUUAGAGGGUCAUUUUUUUAAAUAAAAAUAAAACAAGUCAAAAGAAUAGAUAAUGCUAGUAUUAGAGGGUCAUUAUUUAUAAUAAAUAAAAAGAGAACAAUAAGAUAGAAUAGACAAAGCAUAGAGAAUGGUAGUGUUAGAGGCUCUUUUUUUUUCUUUUUAAAUAAAACAAGUAGUUAGAAUAGAAGUAGAAUGGAGAGUGCAAGUGUUAGAGGGUCAAGAGUUUUUUGUUUUUUAUCUUUUUAUUGGGGAAUCCAACAAUCCAAUAAACAUUGUAACAUACAUCUUAUGAUUCCACAUGACAAACAAAAAGAGAAAAUAAGAAAGAAGACCAACAUACGAAGCACCAGAGCAAAAAGAUAUUAGAAAAAGGGGGAAAAAAUUAUAAAUAAAUAAAAAUAACAAAACUUUUCCCUUAACACCCUCCCCACCCUAGGAACUUAAACCAUACCAUAUUAAUGGGACAGUCAACACCACAAAUCUACUCGAACUGUGCUAUCCAGGUAAUGGAGAAGGGGAAACCAAUUCUUAUUAAAGGAGUCCAGUUUGUUUGACAAAAUAAACCGAAUUCUUUCCAAAUGUAAUAACUUCAUUUCUUCCAACCACAUUUUAACAGAUGGGAUUUCAGUCUUUUUCCAAAACCUUAAUACAAGUUUUUUUUUUGUUUUCUUUUUGCAACAAUAGGCCCAUAGGACAAUAACUGUUGUUGACUUUUUUUAAUGAAGUAAGUUUUUCUGAGAUUCUGAGUAUCACCAAGAGUGGGUCAGGCUCCAAUUCAGUAUGAAACAUAUCAGAUAGAAUUUGAAAUACAUUAGUCCAAAAUGGAAUUAACUUGGGGCAAAGAACAUAACUGUGCAGGAGAGUGGCUUCCUCAAUCUGACACUUAUCACAUAGUGGGGAGACUUUGUUUUAGCAUAAUGAAGACGGUGAAGGAUCUUGAAUUGGAUAAGGCAAUGCUUAGAAUUGACGAAGCAUUUAUGAAUAUGCUGUAAUGCAUUAACCCAUUGUUCCCAUUGUGAUCUUAUCACAUCUAUAUGUGGCAAUAAGUGGUCAGGUAGGGGGAAGUUACCAAUAAUAAUAAUAAGAAUCCUCUCAAUCGAAUACGCCACCUGGAAUACACCAGGGGCCUGUUCCAUAAAACAAGUUUACCAAAUAAACCAGGCUUAUUUCAGUAAUUCUCACUUAUUUUCACUUGAUUUGGUUUCUGAAAGCAAAAUUACCAUAGCUCAAGCUCAGUCACUGUGGCAACUUAUGCUGGCAAACUAACCUGGUCCGGAGCAGGCUAACUGUCCGGCUAAGCUGAGCUCCUCUAACACGGACCAAUAGGAACGCAUCGAUAUUACCACUGACUCUCUCACAUACAAUUAGUUGACUUUAUUAUUAGUCCAAAAAUACAAGUAUACAGAAAAUAUACCUUAAAUAAUCAAAAAAAAAAAAAAAUAGGCUACAACCAACUGUAUUUAAUGUAUUGUGCCCAAAAUAGGCUAAUGACAUUUUAACAUAGUUGCUACUUGCGUGUUUAGUUGAUCAGCAGUUUCUAGCCAUGCAGCCUUUCUCUCUGAAUUUAUGACAGCUGCACCUUUUAUGGUUAUUAGAACAUUGAAACAUUGCAAUCUAAAAUGGCUCUUUAAAGCAUUAAAAACAGUAAAUCAAAAGUUAAAAAUCACUGAAUUAAAAAUUAAAAUAAAUAAUACAAAUCAGACUACAUUUUAACUGAUAAGAGGAACAUACAUUUAACUCAUUUGAGCUAGUAUGGCUGUAUUAGCCAGCUUACAUUUGAUUUACAGUUACUGCUAUCAUAAAAAUACACUUAUAAGUAGGAUUAAAAUUCUAUGUGUCACAUUUAAUGUCCAACAACAAAUAUUUUAGCAGAAUGUAUAUUGUAUUCGUAAUUCUUGCGCUAUUAUUCUAUUCUGCUCCGUCUGUGUAACGCGCAGCAGCGCUCGUUCACUCACGUAAGCCUCGCCCACUCCUGACAGCAAAAUGGAUAUAUUUGCAUGACUUUCUAACAUUUACAGAUGAAAAAUAUACUUGUGACGUGUCAGUUAUACACUGAGGAAAACAUAACGUCUCAAAUGCAUUAAACAACACAAAUAUUUGCUGUUUGCCAUGGUGGAUCGAUUUGAUCCAUGAUCGACAUUAAGGGCUGCUUAAGAAUAAGCGUGCACAUCAAAUUAUCCUGACUCACUGAACCUGGCUCGAAUUAGUGAGAUUGCGUGAACUUAAAUUGUCGUUUAUGAAACCGCUUUAGUCCCGACUGAUUUGUUAGGUUAUUUCAAGUCAGGUUUUGAA
Molecule: messenger RNA, 5924 nt
Organism: Onychostoma macrolepis
Lineage: Eukaryota; Metazoa; Chordata; Actinopteri; Cypriniformes; Cyprinidae
Product: trypsin-2-like
Exons: 6
Coding region: 1898-2836 (312 amino acids)
Biological process (GO): proteolysis
Molecular function (GO): serine-type endopeptidase activity
Source: RefSeq, a predicted model, not a curated record